CGGCUAAAGGUUGGAGAAGGCAACGAUCUGCGCAUGCGCGUUGGGGUCUGGUCUUGCCCCGCGGCCGCCUUUUCCGGUUUCCGCUUCCGUUCCGGCGCAUGCGCGGGACCGGUGCGGCCUGUGGAGGCGGCCGCCGCCUCCUCCUCCGCCUCCUCCAUGGCUCAGGCCGAGAAGAUGGAGCUGGACCUGGAGCUGCUGCCGCCGGCCGGGAGCAACAGCGGCGGCGUCGACGGGGGAGGCCUGAGGCGCUCCAACAGCGCCCCCCUCAUCCACGGCCUCAGUGACAAUUCACAGGUGUUUCAGCCUUAUGUCUUGCGGACCCGCAGGAACAGCACAACCGUUAUGAACCGGCACAGCAUGUUGAUCUCAUCAUCUCCGAUUCGUAUCCCUAGCAGCCGGCUCCAUCAAAUCAGAAGGGAGGAAGGAGUGGAUUUGAUGAAUAGAGAAACAGCACACGAGAGGGAAGUGCAAACAGCAAUGCAGAUAAGCCAGUCAUGGGAGGAAAGCUUGAGCCUGAGUGACAACGACUUGGACAAAUCAGACAAAUCUUCAUCUCCAAAGAGGAUAGACUUCAUUCCCGUUUCUCCGGCACCUUCUCCUACAAGAGGUAUAGGAAAGCAAUGCUUCUCGCCAUCUCUGCAAAUGUUUGUGAGCAGUAAUGGACUGCCUCCGAGUCCCAUUCCCAGCCCCACCAGGAGGUUUUCAAAGAGAAGCCAGAGUCCCAUCAACUGCAUCAGGCCCAGUGUUCUUGGUCCCAUUAAAAGGAAAGGUGAAAUGGAGACCGAAAGCCAGCCAAAGAGACUAUUCCAAGGAACCACGAACAUGCUUUCUCCGGAUGUGACGCAACUGACAGACCUCAGUUCCUGCUUGUCUUCGGACCUCCUUGACGGGAGCAGCAGCAGCAUGGGCUCUUCCUCCGACUCCUUGGCCAAAGGCGGCGGCGUGGCUGCUGCGGAGUCUCCCAUCGCCUGCCCAGACUCCUGCUCCUCCUUCCUCUUGAUGGAGGACCUUUCGCCCAAGUGACUUUGCCGGGCCCUCCACCAGCCUCCGCCUGCGUCUACGCCAUUCCCUCGCUGUACGUUGGUACAGAGAAAGAAGCCCGCCGAGCUGAAUCCUCUAGGAUGCCAGGGUUUGAACCCAGAGUGGAAAUAUUAACAUUAACUUCUUUUUUUCGGCAACAUCUCCAAGUGGUUUCGAUCCUCCUUUAUAUAUGGGCCGUGUGGAUAUCCCGUUUGGUGAUUCAUUUUCUCAAACGAGAUUCUUUUACCUGCUUCCGCUCAGAGCACACAAACCUCCGAGAAAAACUAGAUACCCUUUUUAAAAAAUCCCUCAUUUGUAUUAGCAGAUGGAAAAAACCUGUUGCUAUUACAGAACUUUUUAGUUUGAGAUCCUCCUGGAUUAGAUGAGCCUCAAUACUUGGCUCAGGAAAAGGUUUUAUUUUUCCCGCUGGCAUAUUUGGAGCCCCAAAUCCCCAACCCAGAAUGCACUUAAUAGGAAAUUAUUUUCCCCCUUUUCGUUUCCCAAAGAUUUCCAGCGGAUACUUCCGUGGGCAAUGGCUGCUGGGAGCCAAAAAGAUGUCUCUGGGAGCAGGGGUUUUAUGGAUACUGCUGCUUGUAGGCUCAGUUAUGGAGGACCCUAAGUUGUGUCUUUGGAGUUUGGAUCCGUGGCUAUGAUUUGCAAAGGUUUAUGGCAGUGGCCGGUGUCCCUGAGACAUAUUGUGCCUUUGUGGGACGUAGCCGCAAAAGGGAGGAAUGUAAAAGCAGAGGGGUUUGGGGGUGGCUUCGAAGAGGCCAUUUGGUUGCAAAUUUCCUCAAUCCACUUUGGAGAGUAAGGUGCAUACGGAUUGUGGGAUAUAUCCUCCCAUUAGGCCCUCUUGGAAAGAGCAGGCCAAUAACAUAGCAUCAGUUGUUAUAAAGGCUUUACUGUUUGUCUAGACUAGACAUGGGGAAACUUGGGUCUUCCAGGUGUUUUGGACUUCAACUCCCAGCAUUCCUAACAGCCUCAGGCCCCUUCCUUUUCCCCCUCCGCCACUUAAGCGGCGGAGGGGGAAAAGGAAGGGGCCUGAGGCUGUUAGGAAUGAUGGGAGUUGAAGUCCAAAACACCUGGAAAGUCAAACUUUGUUCAUGCCUGGUCUAGACGUGAACACAGGAUGCGUUACUUAUAAAAGAGAGAGAGAGAGAGAGAGAGAGAUCCAUUUGUAAUCUACUGUGUUAUGCUAUUUAUUAUUUAUAACUGUAAAAAGAAAUAGUCUGGUGACGAAUUAUAGUAUUUUUUUAUGAUUGAGAAAAACCCUCUUUUUAUGUUCCGUGAGUCCUAGCUGGGCUGGAUUUAAAGAGGCGCAGCUACUUCUUGCCAGGAAAAAAAAAGGAAAUAAACAUAUGCUUCCAGUCCCCACCUUGAAUGUUUGUUCAGUCAUUCCCAGGCUCUUGUUGUCCAAAGCUACAACUCUUUUGGUAAGAGAAUAGCACUGAAAUGGAUGUGAGAUUGUGCUCCACUGAGUCUGCCUCUGACCACCCUUGCCCUUUGGACGUUUGGGAAGAGAGCAUUUGGUUUUCCCAUAUUUUUGCAUUCAAAAAACAUUGGUUUGGAAUUGUAAUAAGUACUGGAUUUGGGCCAAACGUGCCUCUGUUAAGUGUAUUUUGCCUGUGGAGAGUUAGUUUCCCCACUUCCAAUAAAUGUGCAUAUUGUAAAAAUAAA
Messenger RNA from Anolis carolinensis (green anole), 2697 nucleotides. It is a transcript of the gene pabir2, whose product is annotated as PABIR family member 2. NCBI's taxonomy places the organism in Eukaryota, Metazoa, Chordata, Lepidosauria, Squamata, Anolidae. The transcript is spliced from 10 exons. Gene Ontology annotation, molecular function: protein serine/threonine phosphatase inhibitor activity. Bases 34 to 1023 code for a protein of 329 amino acids. The record is from RefSeq and is a predicted model, not a curated record.